Molecule: messenger RNA, 1518 nt
Organism: Cynocephalus volans (Philippine flying lemur)
Lineage: Eukaryota; Metazoa; Chordata; Mammalia; Dermoptera; Cynocephalidae
Gene: PRSS33
Product: serine protease 33
Exons: 6
Coding region: 1-837 (278 amino acids)
Biological process (GO): proteolysis
Molecular function (GO): serine-type endopeptidase activity
Source: RefSeq, a predicted model, not a curated record
AUGAGGGGGGCUUCCUGCCUUGGGGUCCUGCUCCUGCUGGUGCUCGGAGCUACUGGGACACAGAAGUCUGCAGCCUGCGGACAGCCCCGCGUGUCCAGUCGGAUCGUGGGGGGCCGGGACGCCCGGGACGGAGAGUGGCCGUGGCAGGCGAGCGUCCAGCACCGCGGGGCGCACGUGUGCGGAGGGUCACUCAUCGCUCCGCAGUGGGUGCUAACAGCGGCGCACUGCUUCCCCAGGCGAGCGCUGGCGUCCGAGUUCCGCGUGCGCCUGGGGGCGCUGCGCUUGAGUCCUGACUCGCCCCGCGCGCUCUCUGCGCCCGUGCGCCGCGUGCUGCGGCCCCGGGACUACUCCGAGGACAGCGCCCGCGGCGACCUGGCGCUGCUGCAGCUGCGCCGCCCGGUGCCCCUGGGUGCCCGCGUCCAGCCCGUCUGCCUGCCCGCGCCCGGCGCCUGGCCGCCGCCUGGCACCCCAUGCUGGGUCACCGGCUGGGGCAGCCUCCGCCCGGGAGUGCCACUCCCAGAGUGGCGACCCCUGCAGGGAGUGAGGGUGCUGCUGAUGGACUCGCGCGCCUGUGACCGCCUCUACCACGUGGGCGCUGGCGUGCCCCAGGCCGAGCGCAUAGUGCUGCCGGGGAACCUGUGUGCCGGCUUCCUCCAGGGCGGCAAGGACGCCUGCCAGGGUGACUCUGGGGGACCCCUGACCUGCGUGCAAUCCGGGCGGUGGAUCCUGGUGGGUGUGGUGAGCUGGGGCAAAGGCUGUGCCCUGCCCAACCGUCUGGGUGUCUACACCAACGUGGCCACUUACAGCCGCUGGAUUCAGGUUUGCCUCAGCCUCUGAUGCUGGUCAGUGAUGCUGACCUGGAGCCAGGUGCUGGGGACCCACACAUUCCCCCCUCUUCCUCUCCCCUUCUGACUGGAGGCUGAGAGGCCUAACAGAGCUGAGGGGCCAUUCAUCCACCAUCUGUCCAUCCUCCCAUCUGUCCAUCUCUCUGCCUCUUCUCCUCCUUGGAGCUCACCAAAUCUGAGACCGCCAACCCUCACCCACAGAUCUUUCAUGUGUCCAGGGGGAUCGCACUCCCUCUUUCCCCUCCUGGCUUUACCCUCCUCAGCUCUGGCCAGGGCUGGGUGUGGGGCACCCCAGAGAUGGGCAAGCCAGCUGGUGCCCUGCCUAGCCUGUGUGUCUCCCUUUUCCUGGAGGAAGUCAGAUUGGACGGAUGAGAGGGGUUUGAUACCAGAGAGAUUCUCCAUUGCUGGUUUUGAAGAGGGGUGGGGAGCGAACCGUGAGCAGCCCCUAGGAGCUGAAAACAGCUUCUGGCUGAUGGCCAGUAGGAAAACAGAAACCUCAGACCUACAACCACAAGGAAGUGGAUUCCGCCAACACCUUGGAGGAGCUUGGAAGCUAAUUUUUCCCCACCCUCCAGAUAAGAGCCCUGCCCAGCCAAUUCCUGAUUUCAGCCUGGUGAGAGCCUAAGCAGAGCACCUAGUGAGCCACCUAGACUUCUGACCUGCAGAGUUGUGA